Phragmites australis (common reed) is the source of this 1950-nucleotide messenger RNA. Its product is annotated as cytochrome P450 CYP94D108-like. Lineage: Eukaryota; Viridiplantae; Streptophyta; Magnoliopsida; Poales; Poaceae. The transcript has a single exon. The record is from RefSeq and is a predicted model, not a curated record. Bases 335 to 1891 code for a protein of 518 amino acids. Gene Ontology annotation, molecular function: heme binding; iron ion binding; oxidoreductase activity, acting on paired donors, with incorporation or reduction of molecular oxygen.
GAGUUGUAGACUGGUUUACCCAGCUAUACUAUUGGCUGAAAUUAUCAGAAUUAACAUACGAAGGUUCCUACUGAAACAUAUCUUAUCCUCUUGGGAUUAUUAUUUAAACAAGUGCCAACUUGACCUUCCUUGGCCUUGCAAUGCAAGGCCCUAUCUUGGUCCACAAGGUCAAACAACUUGGCAUCCCAUGGGCCAUGCCACACUCUGAAUAUUUUAGCACAGAUGUUCAGAGCACACCUUGCCAUUGGGAGAUGCAGAUGCAGUGUACAUAAACCAGCAGAACAGGCACACUCCUCCCUCCAUCCGUUGGUCAACACCAAAAGAUCACAAGUCGAUGGCAAUGGCCUUCGCUGAACUCUCCCUGUUUGUCCUCCUGCUUCCCCUGCUAUACAUCUCCUACCACCUCACAACAACUCUGAGCGAGAAGAAGCCCACCACCCAUGGACUCAAAGCGCACCCGUUCCUCGGCCACCUCCCGGCGUUCCUCCAGAACCGCCACCGCUUCCUCGACUGGUCGACCGAGCUCAUCCUCGGCAGCCCGGAGCUGAGGAUGGGCUUCUGGAUCCCUGGGAUGCGGACCGGCAUCGUCACCGGCAACCCGGCCGACGUCGAGCACGUCCUGCGCGCCAACUUCGCCAACUACCCCAAGGGCGAGCACGACAUCUCCAUGCUCGAGGACUUCCUGGGGCACGGCCUCUUCAACUCCGACGGCGAGCAGUGGCUCUGGCAGCGCAAGAACGCCAGCUUCGAGUUCAGCAAGCGCUCGCUCCGCAAGUUCGUCGUGGACGUCGUGCAGGCCGAGGUCGCGAAUAGGCUGCUCCCGCUGCUUCGCAGGGCCGGCGGCGAGGCCGGCGUCGUUGUCCUCGACAUGCAGGACGUGCUCGAGCGGUUCGCGUUCGACACCAUCUGCAUGGUGGCGUUCGGGCACGACCCGUGCUGCCUUGCAGACGGAGGGAUCUUGGCGGAGGCGAAGUCCGACUUCAUGCGCACGUUCGGCGAGGCGCAGGACCUCAUAGUCGGACGAUUCUUGGACCCCGUCGAGGUGUCAUGGAAGAUCAAGAAAUGGCUCAACGUUGGCACUGAGCGCCGCCUGAAGAAGGCCAUCGCCGACAUCCAUGGGUUCGCCAUGGAAAUUGUCCGUGCGCGGCGCCAGAGUUCGUCGGUGGAAGACAGAGACGACGUCUUGUCGAGGUUCGUGGCCAGCGACGAGCACGGCGACGAGGUCCUCAGAGACAUCGUCCUCAGCUUCCUCAUCGCCGGGCGCGAGACGACGUCCUCGGCGCUGACGUGGUUCUUCUGGCUUGUGUCGUCGCGGCUGGACGUGGUGGCACGCAUCGCGGACGAGGUCCGCGCGGUGCGCAUGUCCACCGGCACGCGCCCCGGCGAGCCGUUGGGGUUGGACGCGCUCCGCGACAUGCACUACCUGCACGCCGCGCUCACCGAGUCGAUGCGGCUGUACCCGCCGGUGCCGAUCGACUCGCAGUCGUGCGCCGCGAACGACACGCUGCCCGACGGCACGCACGUCGGCGCGGGCUGGUCCGUGACGUACAGCUCGUACGCCAUGGGGCGGCUCACGGCCAUAUGGGGCGAGGACUGCACGGAGUACAAGCCGGAGCGGUGGCUCGGCGAGGACGGCGCGUUCCGGCCGGAGAGCCCGUUCAGGUUCACCGUGUUCCAUGCAGGGCCGAGGAUGUGCCUGGGGAAGGAGAUGGCGUACGUGCAAAUGAAGUCGAUCGUUGCUAGCGUGCUCGAAGAAUUUGUGGUCGACGUAAAGAAGGAUGCCGGCGGCGGUGUGCCCGAGCACGUGCUCUCCGUGACGCUCAGAAUGAAAGGGGGCUUGCCUGUGCAAGUAAGGAGAAGGGUGGUGGCUGGAACUGCAAGUGCUGAAUGACCAGAGCAUCGGUAACAUAGUUUCAUGUCUCUCUUUUGCUUAAAAUUUUUAGUCCGUUU